CUCAACUACACAAUGGAGUGUAAACGAGUGGGAUAAAGAUACGGGAGAUUUAUUUACUAAUGACAGGAUUUAACACCAAUAUUACAGACGACAGUGUUGAUUUACUCUUUAGUCAUAGACCUGACAUCAUCUUACAGUGUUACUUAUAAGAGUUACCUACGUGCUCCAGGGCUGUGGUGUUGAGCCGUGAAUCUGUCCCACAUCUGGACCCACAGCACCGGAUGGCCGCCUCGACAUUGAGCUGACACUAAAAUCAGUACCUCAGGGAUGUCUGUGGAUUUGGCUGGUCCACCCUCUCCCACUCCGUCCCUCAUCGAGGUGAAGGAAGAGACUCGUUUGGUGUUGAAGAGUUUUCUCGGUCAUGUUCUUGCUUUCGCUCCUGAAGAUCGACCGGGGAGAAUCGGGGGAGAAUAUCAUGACCCCAACAAGUACAGACACAGUGUGGUGCCAAAAGAGAUGCAGAGGCAAGAUGAAAGCGGAUGGGAUUCUCUGGAUGAGAAGAUCAGUGCUGCGGAGGAGAAGAAACACGGCAUCAAAAAUCUGAUAAAGAGGCGUCUGAGGCCACGCCCCUUUUCUCAACGACACACCAACAAGGACGCCAGCGCUGACCAAUCACAGAACGGCUCUGUGUCUAACCAGGGAGAAGUUCCAGCUCCAGUGAAGAAAAAUGUAGCUUCAGGGUCACAGGGCUAUACAGAGGAUGAAAAACUCUCGGCAUCUGACGAGGAUGGAGAGCGGAAAGCAAACGAAAAAAAGAAAAAGAAGAGCAAACUGAAGCUGGUGGAACUUUUUAAGAAAAAAAGCACAAAGAAAGAUGAGUCGCGUCCCCAGCGGCCGUCGUCACUUCCUGUGAAAGUGGAUGUGGGGUCAGUUAAAACUCCGCAGUCGCCAACGCACCCUCCUGAGUUCUACAAUGGCGUGGCAAAAAAACUGGACCGAAUCGCUCAGCAAAGCGUGAAGAGAAAAUCGCCGACUAAACCUGAACCCAUCCAGCCCAGAGAAGACAAUAAAGAAGCCAUCGUACAGCAGCUCGUCCACAUACUGACAACGGAAGGAGACAGCAUUAAUGAGAAGAUUAAAGCUAAUCCUCUGCUGCAUAAGUCUCUGAGCCGGAUGUCCUACGCUUCGCCACGCUACUCGACUCCUGUGCCAACGAAGCUGUAGACCAGCCCCUUCCUGUGUCCGAGAGCCCCACCUUGCGGCGUGUGGCCAUCACCAUGGAGAUGACCAGACGGGUCGUCAUGACGACGGGCGUGACGCAGCGUGUGGAAGGAUAUGCUGGGCGCUACAUGGAGAACUUCGCUCCCUGGGUGAAGAGUCAGGGAGGAUGGGAAAACAUUGUGCAGAAGGAGGUGCAGGAGUUCGACUAACUGCAUUGAACAAUUACUGUAUGAUGGAGCUCACUGUGUGUGUGUGUGUGUGUGUGUGUGUGUGUGAGCUGUGAACACACCGAGCUGCAUGUAAACACUACUGAUGACACUUUUCUUGUCUCUUUUAUACAGUCGUCUAUUUUAUGAUUGAAUGUUGAAUGUUUCUUUUUUAAUGUGCUGGGAGUUUUUUUUUUAACCAAAAUAGAAGUAAAAAUAAAAUAAUAUUAAUAAUAAAAUAAAAUUAUAAUCUGU
Messenger RNA from Tachysurus vachellii, 1622 nucleotides. RefSeq lists its product as uncharacterized. NCBI's taxonomy places the organism in Eukaryota, Metazoa, Chordata, Actinopteri, Siluriformes, Bagridae. Bases 268 to 1164 code for a protein of 298 amino acids. The record is from RefSeq and is a predicted model, not a curated record. The transcript has 9 exons.